CUUUCGCAGUGUCUCUGUUUCUCUUCUUUUCCGGAACCUCUGCGAUGCGCGAGACGAGAGGCUCCUGGACUUGCGCGCGCGUUCAAAGAAAGUGAAGGAAUGGCUUUCUUCGUAAGCUGGUGAGAAUGCCCCCGCGUUUUGGCGCGUCUUGUCUGCUGGCCGAGACAACUUCCUCUCUUCUUCUGGGCCGCUUUCGGAACUCCUCCUUCAUCACGCCAGGAGAAAAUGUUUUUCUGUGGAGACGUCGCUGAGAGCGAGACCGGCACCUCUAGGCCCUCUGCUCGCAGGGGUCAAGACUCCUUCGACCUCCGCGCCGCUGUCCAGCUUCCGGAAUUGACAAAUCGCAGAACACAGGACGACGUCAGACGACUUGUCUAUCGCUUCAAACAGAGAAUUGAAGAUGUGCCUGGUGCGCGAGAGCGGCUGCUGCACUUCUGGCGAGACGCGGAUUUCCAGGACAGCGUUUUAGCAACUCUCGCGCAUGACAUUCCUCGAGACGGAGAUCCUCUUGCAGGCGCUCAAGAGAAGACUUCGGGAGAGCGCGAGUCGCGGAACCCCAAGUCGAGGAGAAGAAAGUUUCAAGAACGGACCUACGGUGACUGCGUCCUCUGGUUGGGACUCGUCAACAAACACAACAAAUACGCGGCUCUCGAACUGAAGCUCCCUGAGACAUUUGACCCAUGGGUCACGUACGUCAAUCGCCUCAUGGUGUACUUGUUUGCGGAGAUCCCUGGCUAUCGCGGCCCGGAUGAUUUCCACCGUCUUCUCGAUGUCUCGAUGGACGAACCUUUCCCCAUGAAGUGCCAUAAUCCAGUGUGCGUGUGUCUCAACCACAUCGACUGGCGGCUGCGCCGGCCGAAAGAAUCUGCGGACUCCGAGGAAGACGAGACAGACGGCGACGAAUGAGGCCCUCCGCAUAGAGACGCUCCUUGCUCAGCAGGACGUCCGAGUCAGAGAGGAAGCGGAGAACAGGAGCUGCUUCGAGAGAGCUCGGAAGCGAAGGAGGAAAAGGCGAGAGGGCCGCAGGCAGGACACAGUCGAGAGACGACUGUGUUCAUGAAAAAGGGAAUUGACAGAAUUUGCAGGUGAAUUCGUCACGCGUCUAGAUUUUCAGACAAGCAACAGAAGACGCUUCCCGUGAGCUCGUUUUUUCUUGAGUUUCUUCGAUUUUGAGUCAAUGUUCGUCGCAUCAGUCGAGUUCUCAAAAGGAAUCGCGCUCUGUGCCCUGUGCGAGAGAACGCCUCCGGCGCAGAGACGCUGCGUCCAGCUCGUGUUCACUUUUCAAGAAGGAAGUUCUUGUCAAGUCUAGGGUUUUCCUACUUCACUCAAGGACGGCCUAUGCUCUCUACUCCUCCGGGGGGAGGGCUGCCCGCGUUCCCGUGUGGAUCGCGCAGAGAGGAGCCCAAGGCACACCGAGGGACCACCGUGACUGACAUGCAAAUGCAGAGCGUUGAAUGGCCUGUGUCAAACAACUGGCCUCCUAAAUAGGAGUCGUCUUCGUCCUUCGCGUCCAGCAAGAGCCGGGGCGACGUGUGCGGCGACACGACUGUUUGGAGUCGUUGUUUUGGGAACAUAGCGAGACGCUCGUAAAGACGAAGGCGCGUCGUCGCGACCCUACCAUGAAUUCGUCCACUCGGC
Molecule: messenger RNA, 1638 nt
Organism: Toxoplasma gondii ME49
Lineage: Eukaryota; Apicomplexa; Conoidasida; Eucoccidiorida; Sarcocystidae
Exons: 5
Coding region: 226-906 (226 amino acids)
Source: RefSeq, a predicted model, not a curated record